UUAUUUUCCAGACAUCAAUUUAUUUUCUGAUUUAAAAGGUAACAAAGUAAAAAAGAUUCUUCUCGAGGAUCUCUCGUUCGAAAGGCUCCACUUCGGUCGCGAUUUCAGAUGGAUGCACCGGAGCAAACUGUGAGCAACAUCCUUGAACAAGAUAAACUGAAAUGGGUCUUCGUUGGAGGCAAAGGAGGCGUCGGAAAAACCACGUGCAGCUCCGUCAUCGGCAUCCUCUUGGCCUCUGUUCGCCAAUCCGUCCUCAUCAUCUCCACGGACCCUGCUCACAAUCUCAGUGACGCCUUCCAACAAAGAUUCACAAAAACCCCCACCCUCGUCAACGGCUUCACUAAUCUCUUUGCUAUGGAAGUUGAUCCUAAAGUAGAAAAUGAUGAUAUCACGAGCAAUGAUGGCAUAAACAGCUAUAUCUCUGAGCUAACUGAUUCAAUUCCUGGUGUUGACGAGGCAAUGAGCUUUGCUGAAAUGUUGAAGUUGGUUCAGACCAUGAAUUACUCGGUUAUUGUGUUCGAUACGGCUCCAACUGGUCAUACUUUGAGAUUGUUGCAAUUUCCAUCGACUUUGGAGAAAGGCUUGGAGAAAGUUAUGGCGUUGAGAAGUCGGUUUGGUGGUUUAUUGAGUCAAGCAACUCGUUUGUUUGGCCUUGGUGAUGAGUUUAAUGAGGAUGCGAUGGUUGAUAGGCUUGAAACCAUGAGGGGAAUCAUUGAAAAAGUGAACAAUCAAUUUAAGGAUCCGGAUUUAACGACUUUUGUGUGUGUUUGUAUCCCGGAGUUUCUUUCUCUAUAUGAAACCGAGAGGUUGGUGCAAGAGCUAGCAAAGUUUGAGAUAGAUUGUCAUAAUAUUAUCAUUAAUCAAGUGAUUUUUGAUGAGGAAGUUGUUCAGUCUAAGUUGUUGAAAGCUCGAAUGUCUAUGCAGAAGAAGUAUAUUAAUCAGUUCUAUAUGCUUUAUGAUGAUUUUCAUAUAACAAAGCUGCCGUUACUUCAAGAGGAGGUUUGUGGGGUUGAAGCGUUGAAGCAAUUUUCCAAAAACUUCAUAAAACCAUACCAGCCUUCUUUAACUCGAGGAACCGUUGAAGAGUUGGAGCUCCGAGUUUCUCUGCUGAGGUCACAACUAAAAGAAGCAGAAUCAGAGCUUCAAACAAAGAAGAAAGGAAAGUAAAAAAAAAAGCUUGAUCUUGCAUCCAUCUCUGGAAUUCUCUUCAAACCUAUUUCAUUUCAAACAUUUAGUUUUUCUUUGUCAUAAGUCUUUGAUCUUAAUAGCGAAAACUGCAGCCUAUUUCUGCUUGUGUUCAGUCCAUAUUUAUUUAUUUUAAGAUAAUAGAUCUGCUUGGUUAUACUU
Messenger RNA from Asparagus officinalis (garden asparagus), 1347 nucleotides. Its product is annotated as ATPase GET3-like. Gene Ontology annotation, molecular function: ATP binding; ATP hydrolysis activity. Gene Ontology annotation, biological process: post-translational protein targeting to endoplasmic reticulum membrane. The record is from RefSeq and is a predicted model, not a curated record. The transcript is spliced from 2 exons. Gene Ontology annotation, cellular component: GET complex. Lineage: Eukaryota; Viridiplantae; Streptophyta; Magnoliopsida; Asparagales; Asparagaceae. Bases 109 to 1167 code for a protein of 352 amino acids.